Staurois parvus is the source of this 1220-nucleotide messenger RNA. NCBI's taxonomy places the organism in Eukaryota, Metazoa, Chordata, Amphibia, Anura, Ranidae. The record is from the annotation of a GenBank genome assembly.
AAGAGAGUGGGACUCGGGGCUGAGUACAGAGCGGAGUACAGACCAGACGCAGGCUACCACCGGGCUACCACCAGGACAAACUUCCCUCAACACAUGGACGGAGGAGAGACUCUGCGCCUACUCCUAGAGGACAAACGGUCGUACUCUGGAGUCCCCAGGAAUGAUUUCUUGGGCCCUGUGUUCACCUACGUGUCAGACCUGAAUGACAUUGAGCUGGGUCACCAAGGGAAUGAACACUGUCACUCACAUCGGGCCCAGGAAGACUGGCACAGCACAGAAAAGGAACGUGCCAGGAGGAAACUAUAUGUGGCAUCUGUUGUCUGCCUGCUGUUCAUGAUUGGAGAAGUUGUAGGUGGCUACAUUGCACACAGUUUGGCGAUCAUGACGGAUGCUGCUCACCUUCUGACAGAUUUUGCAAGCAUGAUGAUAAGUUUAUUUGCUCUUUGGAUGUCUUCCCGUCCAGCCACCAAAAAACAAUGAAUUUUGGCUGGCAUCGAGCAGAAAUUCUAGGAGCUCUUCUAUCCGUCCUUUCCAUCUGGGUAGUAACUGGAGUCUUGGUGUAUUUAGCUGUGGAACGAAUAAUUUCAGGAAACUAUGAAAUUGAAGGGGAAGCAAUGCUAAUCACCUCUGGAUGUGCAGUCGCUGUUAAUCUCAUAAUGGGGUUGACAUUGCAUCAAACUGGACAUGGACACAGUCAUGGAAAUUCAGAUUCUCAUGAACACAGCCAUGGAGAGCUAAAUAACCCUAGUGUCCGAGCUGCCUUUAUUCAUGUCGUAGGAGAUUUACUACAAAGUCUUGGUGUCCUUGUUGCUGCCUAUGUAAUUUAUUUCAAGCCAGAGUAUAAGAUUAUUGACCCUAUCUGCACAUUUCUGUUCUCGAUCCUUGUUUUGGCAACAACCUUGACCAUUCUCAGAGAUGUCCUGCUUGUACUAAUGGAGGGCACUCCCAAAGGUGUGGACUUCAACAUGGUAAAGGAUACCCUGCUUUCUAUAAGUGGAGUGAAGGCUCUUCACAGCCUCCAUAUUUGGGCUCUUACAGUAUCUCAGCCUGUCCUUUCCGUUCACAUAGCAAUAAAUGAAGAUGCAGACUCUCAGAUGGUACUGAAAGAAGCCAGUUCUCGCCUUCAGAGUAAAUUCCACUUCCACACGACUACAAUCCAAAUAGAAAAUUAUUCAGAAGAUAUGAGAGAUUGUCAAGAGUGUCAAGACCCAACAGACUAA